AUGGUUCAGAUAUCCGAUAUUCAUUAUGACCAUCUACCCAUUCGUAUCCAAGAUGCAUUCCUAGACAGAGUUAUUGAAAAAGUGAAUGCUUUGAAGCCCGAUAUCAUCGUCAUCACUGGUGACUUUGUACAAAGAGAACCUGAACCAAUACAUCAAUUAAUUGAUAAACAUUUAAAUAGAUUAAAGGCAAAAUAUGGAAUUUAUAAUAUACUUGGUAAUCAUGAUUAUAAAACAAGUCAUGGAGCUGAAUUGAUAACAAAGGCAUUUGAAAAGACCGAUAUGACACUAUUACAUAAUCAAGUGGCAUAUCCAAUGGGAAAGGGAAAAGGACGUAUUCAAUUGGUAGGACUUGGUGAUUAUAGUAGAAAACGUGUCAACUUUUUGGUGGAUCAAGUCAAAGAGUCGUUGGAGGAACCUAAUCGUCCUCGUAUUGUCCUGUCACAUAAUCCAGACAGUGCAAAAGAUUUGGUCGAGUUUGAGAUUGAUCUUCAACUAUCUGGACAUACACAUGGUGGUCAAGUUUGUUUUCCAAAUGGUAGACCAAUUCUUCCAAUACUAGAUAAAUUGAUGACUCGUAUUCUACCAAAACGUGAACUAGUCAGAAUAUCCUAUCCAAGAAAAGUGGUAAAGAAUUGGGAAUGGGCAAGAGGUCAUCAUAUAUUGGAACAAGAAACUAGACCUGAAAGACCUUUUAAUCUUUAUGUUAAUCGUGGUCUUGCUACUCACCCACCACUAAGAUUAUUUUGUGAUCCUGAAAUUACUCUUAUUCUAUUAUCUCCAAAAUAA
Molecule: messenger RNA, 786 nt
Organism: Cavenderia fasciculata
Lineage: Eukaryota; Evosea; Eumycetozoa; Acytosteliales; Cavenderiaceae
Exons: 2
Coding region: 1-786 (261 amino acids)
Molecular function (GO): hydrolase activity
Source: RefSeq, a predicted model, not a curated record